Messenger RNA from Amoebophrya sp. A25, 1933 nucleotides. The record is from the annotation of a GenBank genome assembly. NCBI's taxonomy places the organism in Eukaryota, Dinophyceae, Syndiniales, Amoebophryaceae.
CUACUACAACGCGGUGAACGUGGUCAAGAACAAAAUGAUCAACAUGGCCUCCAACAAACGCAAGUAGAUCUUCAAGAUGGUGCCAAUACGGAUGCAGGUCUACAACUCCUGCAAGAAGAGGAAGACGAGAUCCUCAGAGAGAUGUUGAUUCAACCGCCGAUGUUCGGCGUUUGUGUUUCAUCUUCUACUUCGAGUACAACUACUGAAAAGGAUGAAGUUCAGCAAGAAGUUGAUGAGGAGGAAGUGGAGGAGCCUCGUCUGGUCCACGAGUCAGAGUUGAACUGCACUUUUCACUAUUCUGAUAGCGUCACAGACUACAGUUAAGGCUCGAUGUAAUUCAUUUCCAAGAGUCAUCUGCUUCUGGAGAUUUUCCCUUGGGAUUCUGAAGAAAUGAAGGCAAGAAAUGAAUUGCUUUGCGCUCUAAUGCAGGCUUCGUUACGUACUUUUAUGCAGUGGUUUGUACAUGGAUGAAGUCUUACUUUGUUACGACGAUGUCACAAGAGAGCUCGUACGCGCCGCAAAUGAGUUAGCAGAGCAAAAAGAAACGCGAAGGGUCGCGGCACACAAUGAAAAGGUAGGGAGACUACAAGAACUAGCCGCAGCAAUAAAGAAUAAAAAGUUAGCUGCAGGGGAUGAAGAUGAACAAGAACAGGAAGAGACGAAAACAAAAAGUACUUCUACAACUAAACAAAUCGAAGAGCAUGAACAACUUCUCGAACAGCUGCAAAAUGAACAAGAUGAAGUAUACUGGAAGCCGACUGGAGCAUGGCUGUGGAACAAGAAGAUGGAGCGCCUCUCUACUCGCUCACUCGCGGACUUACCAGAUCGCGACCUGCACUUCCUGGAUGAUGACAAGUUUCAAUCUCUCUGUUCUUUCGCUUUCGUAGGAGAAGACCUUAUGGACUUGCUAGCCGACGCAGUGGAGGAAGUAUGAGGACAAAAAACGCGAAAGAUGGGAUUCGGAACACCUAGUACGACGUUCGUUCGGGUUGGUGACAGACUUCAUGGUACUAUGAUAAGUUUGAGUAUGAGAAGAAGAAGAAAAUGACGACAUACUUAGAUAAGAACACGUCCCAGCUUAUUGCAUCAAAGAUUGAUGAAUGAAUGCCAACACGGUGCAACAGACAUGAGGUGAAUGACUUGAUCUGAUGAAAAUCUAGCGCUUCUGCCUGCGUUAAGUGAAUUUAGGUAUCAAGAUGAGCAUGAGGAUCAAGGUCAAUAAGAAGUGGCACCACUCGAAAUGAAGUUGAACAGGAAGGAGACAGUAGCGAUCGAGAUUUUACAAGCAUAGGAAUGCUCGAGUCAAACAUAUUGUUGGAAAUAUCUAUGCUCAACGAACUGGAGGAGGACGACGAGCACAUCACUACUUUGUGUGUGAUUCUGAAAUCAUAGUAUUAAAAACCUAUACCAUUCUUUCCGCGAACAAGAGCAUGAUUCACAUUCAUGUACUUGUAUCCAUAGUUCAACUUCAACUUCAACAUUCAUUUACAGAUGUGCUGCCUAUCUUCUAGCUUCUUUGUAUUCUUUCUAUCUUCUAUCUUCUUUGGCCUUGUUUGUAUUCCUUCGUUUAUAACUUUUCUUUUUGUGAAAUCUGAAGGAAUCUUUUUCCUUUUGUAGAACUCAUAUCAAUGUACGACCCCUACCCCUACACAGGCGCAGCUUGUUAGAUCUCGCAAGCCAUCAUUUUCGUGACAAGAAAUAAGGAGGUCUUUGUUGGGGAGGGUUUUUGUUCUUGUUACCAAAGAACGAAUGCACUUCCCAUGUGGAUGGACAGCGACAUGUGAGGUUUUUGCAGACCUACAGCGACAAGCGACACCUACAGCAGUAAGUAACCUAACAUUACAACAUCAAAAAAAACUACCUCUGGUGGAUCUGCAGAACCUCCGUGUCCCAUAAUGCGCAUAUUAAAAACAGUUUCUGAAGAAUAGAUUGG